GUUUUAGGUGUUGGAAUCUUGCUAAACAUGCAGAACGACGCCGGAGAAAGCGUAGAUAUGUACAUCCCACGAAAAUGCUCGGCAAGCAGCCGGAUCAUAGCAGCAAAGGAUCAUGCAUCUGUUCAAGUCAACCUGGCAGAGGUGGAUGAAAGUACAGGGCGCAUGACUGGAGCCUUCAAAACCUAUGCCAUAUGUGGAGCUAUCCGGAGAAUGGGAGAAUCAGAUGACUGUCUUGUCCGGCUCUCUAAGAAAGAUGGAAUUAUUGCAAAGAACUACUGAUGUUUCCCUGGAAGGAAAACAAUCAACAUGAACAUUUCUUCUACAUGAAUAAAUCCAUCUAUUUGAUGUCAUAGGUCUA
Molecule: messenger RNA, 358 nt
Organism: Liolophura sinensis
Lineage: Eukaryota; Metazoa; Mollusca; Polyplacophora; Chitonida; Chitonidae
Product: small ribosomal subunit protein eS21-like
Exons: 5
Coding region: 28-279 (83 amino acids)
Biological process (GO): translation
Cellular component (GO): ribosome
Molecular function (GO): structural constituent of ribosome
Source: RefSeq, a predicted model, not a curated record